This is a messenger RNA of Vairimorpha ceranae, 1641 nucleotides long. Its product is annotated as rrna methyl-transferase. Gene Ontology annotation, molecular function: rRNA (guanine) methyltransferase activity; rRNA (uridine-2'-O-ribose)-methyltransferase activity. The transcript has a single exon. Bases 1 to 1641 code for a protein of 546 amino acids. Lineage: Eukaryota; Fungi; Microsporidia; Nosematidae. Gene Ontology annotation, biological process: maturation of 5.8S rRNA from tricistronic rRNA transcript (SSU-rRNA, 5.8S rRNA, LSU-rRNA); maturation of LSU-rRNA from tricistronic rRNA transcript (SSU-rRNA, 5.8S rRNA, LSU-rRNA); rRNA methylation. The record is from RefSeq and is a predicted model, not a curated record. Gene Ontology annotation, cellular component: preribosome, large subunit precursor; nucleolus.
AUGUCUAAAAAUAGAUCUCUGGGAAAACAGCGCUUAGAUAAAUAUUAUAAUCUAGCUAAAGAAAAGGGAUACAGAGCAAGAUCGGCAUUUAAAUUGCUUCAACUUAAUAAAAAAUACGGCUUUCUUAAAGAUGCUAAAAUUUUAAUAGAUUUAUGUGCGGCACCAGGUGGGUGGCUACAAGUAGCAGCGCAAGAAAUGCCUAGGCCUCGUAAAAUUAUUGGUAUAGAUCUGGACCCUAUUAAAUACAUAGGGGACGUAGAAACUUUUGUCUGUGACAUUACAUCAGAUGAGUGUAGAAAACGGCUGUAUGGGAUGUUAAGUGAUACGGAAUUUAGACAGGCAGAUGUUAUUCUUCAUGAUGGAGCACCUAACGUAGGUACAUCUUGGGAGAAUGAUGCGUUUAACCAAAAUCUUCUUGUUUUCUAUUCAUUACAACUGUCUUCGCUUUUUUUGCGCGAAGGCGGUACAUUUGUAACAAAGAUUUUUCGAUCGAACGAUUACGAUUCACUUAUUAACGUCUUGGGAAAAAUGUUUAGUAAAGUUGAGGCUACUAAACCUUUAAGUUCAAGAUUACAAAGUGCGGAAAUAUUUGUAGUGUGUCUUGGAUUUAGAGGAGUUGAUAAUUACAGUGAUGAUAUUUUAAAUUAUGAAAAUAUUUUUAAGACCAACGAAGACGAUUUUUUAGAUUACAAGUACACCAAAAUUAAAUUUUCCGAAUUUAUAAGAUCAUCUGACAAUGAUAUUCUUAGUAAAAUAACAGAGAUUGAAAAUGAUUUACCAAUUGAGCUUGAUGAAGAAUUUAAAUUUUUGAUUAAAGAUGUAAAAAUUUUAUCGAAAAACGAUGUAAAAAAAAUUUAUCAGAAAAAAAAACAAAUAAUAAAAGAUGUUAAAAGUGGUAAACUAAAACUAAAAGAAUUGGAAUUUUUAACUGAAGACGAAGAAAGUGACUACGAAGAAGAUUUUGAGAUGGUUACUCUUACUCUAGAUGAAAAAAUAAAAGAAAUAGAUAAUGAAUUAAAAAAAUCAAAAAAAGUUAAUAGAAUAGAUAAAGAAGUAUUGUGUGCUGUAGAUACAUUUUAUGAAGAUGAUUUGUUUAAGAAUAUGGUUUUAAAUGAAGAAGAUCAUCCAGUACAAACAAAAGAAAUGGUCUGUGUAGAUGAUAAUAUAGAUAUAGAAAGUUGUUCUGAUUCGUUGGAUGUUAAUGAAGAGGAAAUGUUAUGUAUUGCUCGAUACAAAGAUAAUCCAACUGAGUUUAUAGAAAGUACUGUAGAUAGAUAUUGGACAGAUCCUGAAGAAAAACUACCGAAUUAUCUAAGAGAAGAUCAGUAUGCGAAUGGUAGACCCUGUAAAGCAGAUGAAUGUAAGUUAACAAAAAAAGAAAAGGAAGCACUGUUAAGAAGAAAGACUAGGGCAGAGAGACGAGCAGAGAAAUUUAUGAAGGAUAUGAUAAUAGAAGAAAGUGAUGAAGAGAGGAUCAUUGCUAAAGAAAUAUACAAAAAGGAAUAUCGAAAGACAAGAACCAAACCAAGAAUUGUUUUUCCUAAAAACGGUAGAUGUGGUAUUCCUAGAGGCAAAGGAAGACUUAUACAUUUUGAUAGACGAUUAAAAAAAGACAAGCGAAGCAAAAAAAAUAAAAAAUAA